Molecule: messenger RNA, 579 nt
Organism: Triticum turgidum subsp. durum (durum wheat)
Lineage: Eukaryota; Viridiplantae; Streptophyta; Magnoliopsida; Poales; Poaceae
Source: the annotation of a GenBank genome assembly
AUGGCGGCUGGUUGUGUCUGUGUGCGCGUGCAGGUGCAGAGCCCGAGCCCGGUGGUGAAGCUGGGGGCAUGGGGCAGUGACGCCGGGGCCGCCCACGACAUCGACGUCAGGGCUGCGGCGCCGCACCGGCUGGAGAGCAUCGUCGUCCGCAGGGGCAAGGUCAUCGACUCCGUCGCCUUCACCUACACCGACGAGGGCGGGCAGCUGCACACCGCCGGGCCCUGGGGCGGCACCGGAGGCGUAGAGGAAGACACGAUCACCCUUGGGCCCACGGAGUACGUAACCCAAGUCGCCUGGUCGGUGGGCCCGUUCGAGUUCAAGGAGAUCGAUGACUGCGUCACCUCACUCAAGUUUGUGACCAACCAGGGGGCCACCUAUGGCCCCUUCGGCCGAGGGGACGGCGCGCACCACAGCCUGCCGGUGCUCGACGGUGGCAGCCUCGUCGGCAUGUUCUGCCGCGCUGGAGACUUCCUCCACGCCAUCGGCUUCUACGUCCGACCCUUGGCCAUCGUCGAACCGACAGCCUCGCCGGCCAAGCCUGAGGGGGAGAGUUUGCUUGCCGUAGCCAUCGAGGGAUAG